AUGAGCCCGAGGGCGGGCGCGGAUCCGGCCGCCCACCCGGCGCCAGCCGCGUCGCCGGACAUCUUGGCCCGCCUCGCCGCGGACCUCGACGCCGCGCAGGAGGCGCGGGCGGCUCUAGCGCGCCGCCUCGAGGCCGCGCUCGAGGCGAGGAAGGAGGCGGUGCGGCAGGGCGCGGCGCUGGACGAGGCGAGGCGGCGGCUGGACGUGCUCCGUGCGCGCGCGGACGAGCUCGCCGUGCGGAAGCGCAGGGCCGCCGAGGGCGUCGAGCGCCGCAAGGAGCAGCUCCAGGCGCAGAUCGGCCGGGUGCUGCCGCUCUCCAGGGCCCUCGCCGCCGCGCACCGGCGGGUGCAGGAGGCCAGAGAGGGGCUAUCUGGGGAGAAGGCGCGGCUCGGGGAUCUGCAGAGGCUGCUCAGGACGAAGCAGCGGUGUAUGGUGAACCAGGUCGCCGCCCUGUACCCUGUCAGGGUCUUCCGUGAGCCGCCGGUUGCAGAAAACCAUGGAGAACACGCAACACUUCCAGAACAGAAUGGUGUGCUUCCACAGGAGAACGGAAACGGGACGCACUUGCUCGGUGUUGCCAAACCUCCACAACUUCGUCACUUCACGUUUCUUGGUUGGCAAAUUGCAAGGCAUAAAACGAAGCAGCAGAGUUACACUCACACAGACCUUCAGAGAUCCGCGGCUGUCCUGGGAUAUGCAACACAUGCAGUAUUGCUCAUAGCCUCAUAUCUUGAUGUUCCCCUCCGGUAUCCUUUGCACUUUGGAGGAUCACGAUCUUAUGUCAGCGAUCGUUUGCCUUCAGCUGAAACAUCGUCUGUUGCUUCAGCAGAACAUCCGAGCAUCAGCAGUGCCGAUUCAAAACUAACAGAUUAUCCCCUUUUCUUGGAAUUCCAAGAUGACUCUACUAGAGCGUCCUACGCCAUUUACUUGUUGCACAAGGACACGGAGCAGCUUCUGAACUACAUUGGAGCCGAGAGUUCUGGAAGGAAUGUAUUUGGUAACCUGCGGGAGCUUAUUAGGAUUAUACAGUCAGAUGAGUAUUUGUACAUAUGACCAUCGAAUCCACGACAAUUGCGGGUUUGGGUCACUUAUGCUGUAGAUAUGGUAGUAUAUGCAGAUUCAAGUAGGGUGUUCUUUUGUGUGAUUCUUGCCUACUUUCGCUGUGCCGAGUUUUUUGUAUGCAUAGCAAAGAGGGGCAUUACAUAUGGGGUUUUACAUUAGCAUAAGCCUCUCCAUGUAUAUGUUUGAGGUUUCUGGGUACUACCUCUGAGGCUAUUGUACACAAAACAUUAUGAGUUAAUAUCAAAAUUGCAUUUUUUUCUCUCUGUCCAUUAUGCUGCUCUCAUUGUCACAGUGGACUUCGAAACUCAAAAUCUACUUCACCUAUUCAAACGCAAGAAGUUUACAAAACCAUGAUUGUUCUGAAUGGUUCCCAUAUACAUUUCAGCAUACCAAAUAGGCUCGCUCUACCAAACUCUUUGCCGAUUUGGUGUUUUGAGCAUGGUUAUCACUACCUUCACGACUGAUUUAAGCAUAAGCUCUUUUUUUUUUUACUUUAUAAAGAAUCAUGAUGUUUUUAUGUGAACAAUUUAUAAACACUUCUAGAGCAGAAUGGUGUGCUUCCACACGAGAACGGAAACGGGACGCACUUGCUCGGUGUUGCCAAAUCUCCACAAGUUCGUCACUUCACGUUUUUUGGUUGGCAAAUUGCAAGGCAUAAAACGAAGCAGCAGAGUUACACUCACAAGGAGCUUCAGAGGUCAGCAGCUGUCCUGGGAUCUGCAGCACAUGCAGUAUUGCUCAUAGGCUCAUAGCCUCAUAUCUUGAUGUUCCCCUCCGGUAUCCUUUGAGCUUCGGAGGAUCACGAUCUUAUGUCAGCGAUCGUUUGCCUUCAGCUGAAACAUUGUCUGUUGCUUCAGCAGAACAUCCGAGCAUCAGCAGCGUCGACUCAAAACUAACAGAUUAUCCCCUUUUCUUGGAAUUCCAAGAUGACUCUACCAGAGCGUCCUACGCCAUUUACUUGUUGCACAAGGACACAGAGCAGCUUCUGAACUACAUUGGAGCCGAGAGUUCUGGAAGGAAUGUAUGUGGUAAUCUGCGGGAGCUUAUUAGGAUUAUACAGUCAGAUGAGUGUUUGUACAUAUGACCAUCGAAUCUGCGACAAUUGCGGGUUUGGGUCACUUAUGCUGUAUAUAUGCUAGUAUAUACAGAUACAAGUAGGGUGUUCUUUUGUGUGAUUCUUGCCUACUUUCGCUGUGCCAAGUUUUUUGUAUGCAUAGCAAAGAGGGGGCAUUGCAUAUAGGGUUUUACAUCAACAUAAGCCUCUCCAUGUAUAUGAUUGAGGUUUCUGGGUAUUGCCUCUGAGGCUAUUGUACACAAAGCAUUAUGAGUUAAUAUCAAAAUUGCAUUUUUUUCCCUCUGUCCAUUAUGCUGCUCUCACUGUCACAGUGGACUUCGAAACUCAAAAUCUACUUCACCUGUUCAAACGCAAGAAGUUUACAAAACCAUGAUUGUUCUGAAUGGUUCCCAUAUACAUAUCAGCAUUCCAAAUAGGCUCGCUCUACCAAACU
Messenger RNA from Lolium rigidum, 2570 nucleotides. RefSeq lists its product as uncharacterized. The record is from RefSeq and is a predicted model, not a curated record. Gene Ontology annotation, cellular component: lytic vacuole; endosome. Gene Ontology annotation, molecular function: SNARE binding. The transcript is spliced from 8 exons. NCBI's taxonomy places the organism in Eukaryota, Viridiplantae, Streptophyta, Magnoliopsida, Poales, Poaceae. The coding region runs from base 1 to 1053 and encodes 350 amino acids. Gene Ontology annotation, biological process: SNARE complex assembly.